AUGCAUGAAGACCCAUCCCCUCCUAUCACAUUACUUGGGCUUGUAGUAUAUUCGCCAAAAAAGCUUCAACCGGAGGUCCAGAUGGCUACUGCCCCAGUGGUCGGACCUGUUGUCGCCUCGGCAAUAGCAACAGUUGCACAUUCCUUUGUUGUACAGCAACACUACGACUCAUCUGAUGCCAUUCCGACAGAUGGCUUAGCUGCUGGUUCUUCCUCCAAAACAAAUGAGAAAAAUCAGAAUCCAAACCUUGUUAAUAAGUCAUGCUCAGGUGUCAAUUCUUUGGGUUUUUCGGGAGGAUAUGGUAGAAUUUCGGGUAUUAAUAUUUCAGAGGAGGAUCUUUCUCACCCUCCUGGUUUCUCAAAUAAAUCUAUGGGUUACAAUAUGGACGGUUGUUUUGAUCGAUUAAAAGAAUUAGUUGAGGAUCACGUUGAAAGACAAAUUCAAAAAUGGAUUGUCUUUCAAUUAACGUUCAAGGGGCGGGUUGUUUGGAUAAGAGAUCUUGGAUUAAAAAUUUGUAACCUCCAUAAAAUAAAUUUUCUAGUGAUUCAAGAAACAAAGAUGGAAGCGAUGGAUUUGGUUACAGUUAGUUCGUUUCGGGGUAAUGCUUCUUUUAUGCAUGCUUUUUCCUCGUCUCGGGGAUCUUCAGGUGGUAUUCUUGUUGUGUGGGAUCAUACAAUUAUCUCGCAGAAAAAUGUUUUCACUUUUACUUGGUUCGUUGUUAUCGAGGCGAUUUGGGUUCCUUCGGGUUUGGCUGUCAUGUUUAUAGUUGUUUAUGCUCCGCAAGGUGCUAAUGACAAAAGAGAACUUUGGGAUCAGAUUUCACGAAUUAUUAUGUCGUUUUUUGGCUAA
Lactuca saligna is the source of this 849-nucleotide messenger RNA. The record is from the annotation of a GenBank genome assembly. Lineage: Eukaryota; Viridiplantae; Streptophyta; Magnoliopsida; Asterales; Asteraceae.